This is a messenger RNA of Naegleria fowleri, 1410 nucleotides long. RefSeq lists its product as uncharacterized. Lineage: Eukaryota; Heterolobosea; Eutetramitea; Acrasida; Naegleriidae. The transcript has a single exon. Bases 1 to 1410 code for a protein of 469 amino acids. The record is from RefSeq and is a predicted model, not a curated record.
AUGAUGAAAACGACAACAUCUCAUGCCUCUGUACAUGACCUUGCUAAACACCUCAAAUUCCACCAUUACUCCUCACCACCAUCAAUAGCUGAAUCUUCCUCUCGAUUCGGUGCAUCUUCCCAGAAUGUCAAUCUAUCUGGAAUAACAGAGGUUCUCUCGAGAGAACAAGAAGAACAACUGGAUACUCCUAGCUCUCAUAGAAUGAUGAAUACAACAUCCAUAAGAGAGAGAUCUCAUCGUCAUCAUGAGUAUCCAUCCUCUGAACAUCAUACCUACUAUUCGACAAGUUCUGCUCUUGAAAGUACCAGGUUGAGUGGACGAACAUUGAAUUAUGCUAUUCCUUCUUUGGUGAAUCAUCAUCAUCAUCAACACCAACAAGAACCAGUGGUAUAUCAUCCCAGUCAUCAGGAAAAUUACGGUUUCACGCCUCAUUCUUCUUCUUCCUCUCUUCUCUUCAUGGUGAAAGAUAGAACCAAGAGAGCCGUUAUUACCCAGAAGAGUGCAACAAACACGACCUCAUCUGCUGUCGCCAUCAAACGCUCAACCUCCAUCAUUACUUCUUCUUCUUCAAAUUCUUCAUCCUCCCUCACCCCUCAUACAAACCAUCCACCCUCUAAAAUUGUAAAGAAGUCUUCCUCCAAAAAGAAGGUCAUUAAGAGAAAGUAUCAAUACAAACAUUUACUGGCAGCCGAUGCCAAUAAGAACAAUCAUAAAAGUGGUCAUAAGUCAAGCAAUAUCACUCCCACCACGCAGUACGUCUAUGAUUUUGGAUUGUGGGAUCAGAGCAGUGAGGCUUUUCCUUCAACUAACACCACCACCAACAGCAGCAUUGCAACGAAUACAACCACUCCUUCAUCCGCAACCUCUCCCAUCCACCAUGAAUCUGCAGAUUCCUCUUUCCAACUCCACUUGAACAAUUCCAAACAACACCGAGUUCAACGAAGAGCUGUUUCAUCCAUCUCCAAACACGAAAUGCUCCAAGUUCUUCAUCUGACCCAACAAAAGGCUUCUCAAAUUCUCGGAUGUUCCCUCUCCACCGUAAAGAGAAGAUUCUACGAAUUGAAAGAUGAGAUUGGACUCAACAAAUGGCCCCAAGAUUUUCUUGAAUUGAUGCAAUUGAGUAAGGAAGUCUUUCAAAAGAUUUAUCCCAUGUCUCUACAUUUUAUUUUGAAUCAUGAUGAUGAUGAGAAAAGUGGUGCUGUUGCUUCUGUGCGUUUGUUGGCUUCAGAAGAAGAAGAAGGUAGUAGUAGUAGUAGUACUCAUGAACAACAACAACGAUCACAAUUGUCAUCAUCAUCACUCUCACCACCAUCGCUGUUCAACCAUUCAACAAUGAAUCCACUUAUUGAAACAGGUGCUAACACCGAAGAACACCAUACCUCUUCGUUCUCGAAUAGCACUCUUGUGUGA